UGCUGCACGGGGGCACGCGGCUUUGUGCGAGGAUUACCUCAGCUUUAUCCCUGGGAAUAAAAGAUGUGUGCUGAUUGGUCCAGAGAGCCUGUCACUUGUCCAGCUCAACAGGUUGCUUGCUUAGAAUUACACCUGCCCAAUGAUGAGUUUGAAGGGCAAGAUUUUCUACCUUGCGGCACUUGUCACACGGCCUCAUUCAGGACGUAAGUGAUGUGCAACCUGCUGAAUGGGAGCGCUGGGGGGAAGCGGUGAGCUGUUAUGGGGAUUUACAGAGGCCCGCGGCUCUUGGACUUUGCAAAAACCCCUCCGCACCUGCAGUUCAACAAAUAUGUCCUAACAGGCUACCGGCCGGUCUCUACCGCUCAGGAGUGUCUCAGGAGUGUCUUCUACAUGCACAAUGAGCUGGGGAACAUUUACACUCACGGUAUCCCAUUCUUCCUUUUCUUGGUGCUGCUGCCUUUCAACAUCCCGUGGAAGGAAGUAGAGAGCUUCUGGAUCUGUGUGGUCCACUACCUGGCCUGCCUGUGUCCAACCAUUGGCUCAGUCAUCUACCACGUGUUCAUGAACCAUGUAGGGGGAGAACACAUGUACGACACGCUGCUCUCCCUGGACAUGUUUGGGGUCUGCCUCGUGAACACACUUGGGGCGCUUCCCAUCAUCCAUAUCACACUUCUUUGCUAUCCAACCAUCCAACAGACUGCCUUACUGGCCUACAUCCUGUUGUCGACCUACGGGAUCUACUGCGCCACCACGGCUCGAACAAACAUCCAACGGCUGCAGGCGUUUGGUUGGCAGGCCCUGUUCCGCUUCAGCCUCUUCCUGUACCGGGUGUUUGGCAGUGGUGUGGGCAGCCCAAAUUCUCUCCGCCUCUUUGUCAUCAUGGACUCAUUGGCCGUAGCUGGGGGCCUUGUGAACAUCAUCCAGAUCCCUGAACGCUUCAGGCCUGGCCUGUUUGAUAAUUGGGGAAAUAGCCAUCAGAUCAUGCAUAUCAUGGUGAUUUGUGCUAUUAUCUACCUGCACUGGGGCACUUUGGAGGACUUGGCCUGGAUUAAGACCUUCCAAUGUCCUGAUCCAUGAUGCCAAGCACAUAACGCACAAAACGCUAUGCUGAUAACACAAAUUUAAGAAGGUUAAGGUAUUUAAUGAAGCAAGAGGAAGAUGUUCUGAAUUGCGCUUUAGCCAUAGCUGCUGGCAACGAGUGUGUGCUAAAAGGUGCAGUCCCCUUCUUUCUAAAAAUGAUUUUCUUCACUUCCACUAUAAUUUUUUCUUUUAAAUAAAGGAUUCACAAGCC
Messenger RNA from Thalassophryne amazonica, 1291 nucleotides. RefSeq names its product progestin and adipoQ receptor family member 4-like. The record is from RefSeq and is a predicted model, not a curated record. Lineage: Eukaryota; Metazoa; Chordata; Actinopteri; Batrachoidiformes; Batrachoididae. Gene Ontology annotation, molecular function: signaling receptor activity. Gene Ontology annotation, cellular component: membrane. The transcript has 3 exons. The coding region runs from base 259 to 1077 and encodes 272 amino acids.